AUGUCGUAUGAAGUUGUCUGUGAAGAUUUGAAGCAGUACUUGACACCGAAUGCGGAUAUCAAGCGCUUAUUGCUGGUGACCGUGCCAUGGGAUGUACGGAAGAAGGGAGGUAUUGAGUUGCAGGAGUGUAUUCGAGCUGUGUGGGACCAAGCCAUUUGCAUCGGGUCGUUAUUUGCGCAGCAGGCUCGAGAGGAGGGAUAUGCGGAAGGUCGGAGGGACGGGGUGAAGCAGGCCGUUGUGGCCGUCAAGUCGAAAGAGAACAAUGCGCGACACACGCAGGAGUUGGAAACAGAGAGGAUGUGGGGUUUCGAAGUUGGAUGGAGACUCGCAUCGGAGAAGGGCGCGGAGAAGUGA
Molecule: messenger RNA, 354 nt
Organism: Mycena citricolor
Lineage: Eukaryota; Fungi; Basidiomycota; Agaricomycetes; Agaricales; Mycenaceae
Source: the annotation of a GenBank genome assembly